CUUCUUCUGACUAUGUCCCACAUCAUUGAGACAUAACAGAAGCAAGGUCAAGGUCCUUCCUGGGCCGACGUUCUAGACGGCCUGCGAAUAAGCUACUCUUGGCAACGACUGGCGGAGCCAGCCGUCCUUGUUGGAAAUCGCCUAAGAGAAAGAAAAGAGCAGCAAAACGAGCUCCACACCACUUUGCAUUCGCCCCAUUUCUCCCCGUCAUCUUGGCACAUAAUCACUUUGCUGUACGGUCGGUCCAUGGCCGAAGCGGUCCCGACAGUGCAAAGAUAAAGACGGAUUUAGUCGGCAAGGACUUAAGCUCCCAGGACGAACCAUGCCAUCUUUGUCCGACCUCUCCCAACGCCUAGCAUUUACCAAGCCCCAGGGCGGCAAGCCCAGAGAUAAACCACUACAAACGAGGAUACGCGCAAUCGGCCAAUUCCUGGCUGCUGGAUUGCUCGUUGAUCGUAGACUUGGGUAAAUCAUAUGUGACUGAAGUCGACCCGGAAGUCUCUUCACCAAACCUGGGUGGAACUUUCGGUUCCUGAUCGUUAAAGCCCCUCUGCUCUGAGAAGGUUCAAACGCAAGAGGGUCGACACAUUGUCAAAAGAACAUCGGACGGGGAAGUAAGCACCCUCCGGUUGCCCCUUCUGGCCAACAACAUACCUACCUCCACCCCCUCGGAGCCGGCCCCGACAUGCCACCCGAACCGAAGUCCCAGCCCGACAAAGCAAUACCAGGGGAGGGAUAGACGGUUGUAUGCAGAUCGUUUGCAGUGUGGCUGUGUCACACAACCGCAGGAUGGCACGAGAACACCGGCUGGUUGACUUGGACGCAACCUCGAGAGUGUCGAGCUUCCAGUCGAGUGUUGUCAUUGACUCGUCCCAAUCCGAUCAUCUUAAUCCUGCUGUUGUCGGCCUCGGCCGAGGUGCUUACCAACAUCCUGUAUUGGACCAUGCGCGCUGGCAGUUGCCCGCGCAUCAUCAGGCACGCGAGAGCCACGUAGAAAAGACAUCAGGUAUAGCAAGUCCACUCUUCAGAUAUCAAUAUACCCUAAGGUACCUAUCAGGGUCGUGAUGCUACCU
This is a messenger RNA of Colletotrichum destructivum, 1073 nucleotides long. RefSeq lists its product as uncharacterized. Bases 748 to 1065 code for a protein of 105 amino acids. Lineage: Eukaryota; Fungi; Ascomycota; Sordariomycetes; Glomerellales; Glomerellaceae. The record is from RefSeq and is a predicted model, not a curated record. The transcript has a single exon.